Vicia villosa (hairy vetch) is the source of this 722-nucleotide messenger RNA. Its product is annotated as 18.2 kDa class I heat shock protein-like. The transcript has a single exon. Gene Ontology annotation, biological process: protein complex oligomerization; response to salt stress; response to hydrogen peroxide. NCBI's taxonomy places the organism in Eukaryota, Viridiplantae, Streptophyta, Magnoliopsida, Fabales, Fabaceae. The record is from RefSeq and is a predicted model, not a curated record. The coding region runs from base 87 to 563 and encodes 158 amino acids.
UCAACAAUGGCAUUCACACUAAGCAUCGAUAUCUAUUCAAUUUCCCUUACAAUUCUAAAUUUACAGUGUUUUCAACUGCAACAAAAAUGUCUUUGAUUCCAAGUUUCUUUGGUGACCGAAGGAGCAACGUAUACGAUCCAUUCUCUCUUGAUGUUUGGGACCCCUUGAAGGAUUUUCCAUUUUCCAAUUCUGCACUUUCUGCUUCAUUCCCUCGUGAGAAUUCUGCGUUUGUGAGCACACGAGUGGACUGGAAGGAGACCCCGGAAGCACACGUGUUCAAGGCUGAUCUCCCUGGACUGAAGAAGGAGGAAGUGAAGGUUGAGAUUGAAGAUGAUAGGGUUCUACAGAUAAGCGGAGAGAGGAACGUUGAGAAAGAGGACAAGAACGAUCAAUGGCAUCGCGUGGAGCGUAGCAGUGGAAAGUUCUUGAGGAGGUUCAGAUUGCCUGAGAAUGCUAAAAUGGAUCAGGUGAAAGCUUCCAUGGAAAAUGGUGUUCUAACUGUCACCGUUCCAAAAGAAGAAAUUAAGAAGCCUGAGGUUAAGUCUAUUGAAAUCUCUGGUUGAACUCACACUCACACACAACAAGCUCUCUGUUAUUGUGUUGCUUUAAAUUCGUGUACUUGUCUUAUCUUGGUUUGUAAUGGUUAUGUUUUUGUGAUUUGCGUGUAAGAGAUGUAUGAUGAUGUAAUGUCAAUAUAUAAAUAAGUAACUAAUUAAUUUUUA